This is a messenger RNA of Capronia epimyces CBS 606.96, 633 nucleotides long. RefSeq lists its product as uncharacterized. The transcript has a single exon. Bases 1 to 633 code for a protein of 210 amino acids. Lineage: Eukaryota; Fungi; Ascomycota; Eurotiomycetes; Chaetothyriales; Herpotrichiellaceae. The record is from RefSeq and is a predicted model, not a curated record. Gene Ontology annotation, molecular function: protein binding.
AUGGACGUUGGACGGACUGCAUUGCAGGCUGCAGCAGAGUCCGGCAAUGAUGGAGUUGUGAAGAUGCUGCUUGAGGCCGGUGCAGAGGUAAAUGCACCGGCUUCUUGGUGCGGUGGACGGACUGCAUUGCAGGCUGCUGCAGAGUCGGGCAACGAUGAGGUUGUGAGGAUACUGCUUCAGGUUGGUGCAGAAGUAAAUGCACCAGCUUCUGAGGAGUAUGGACGAAGUGCUCUGCAGGCAGCAGCAGAGCGGGGACGUUGUGAGACCGUGGAGUUACUGAUUCGAGCGGGUGCCGAUGUGAAUCAGAAACCAGGAUAUAACGCAGGUGCCACUGCGCUACAGCUUGCUGCGAUGGGCGGAUACGUGGGCAUUGCGGCAUUGCUCAUCGAGGCCGGCGCUGAUGUCAACGCGGCUGCGCCGCCCGAGAACGGCAGAACUGCACUUGAAGCAGCGGCAGAACAUGGCCGGAUCAGCAUGGUUGAGAUGCUGCUUGCGGCGGGCGUGGAGACCACAGGAGCAGGCCGGGCACAAUAUCUCCGAGCGAUCGAGUUCGCAAACAAAGGCAGCCACCGAGUGGUGGCUAACCUUUUGCAGGCACACGGGAACACGGGUGGCGGUGGCAUGGACAGAUAG